AUGGCCUUGUCAACCCGCACGAUGCGACCAUCGCUGAUGAGGAGCGGCGGAGACGAGAGCAGGAGCAGCAGAGGGCAGAGGCUGAGGCAUCGCAGAAGUUGGUCUGGCGUCUGUGUGUCUACUCGGGUGAAGAUUUGCCGAGAGACACCAUGGGCCCCAGAGUUUCGUGAAGAAUCGAGGAUGCUUUACAGGUACGUCUAUAUGAAGAUUGUUGACCAAGUUCAUGGCGACAAGGUCUUCAAGAGCAACGUCAGCAGCGAGUCCAGCAAGCCGGUCUGGGAGUUCGUGGUGGAGGAGACCGUGAUGGUGGAUAGCAUGCAUGGCCCUCCCAGGUUGGAGAUCCAGCUCUAUGGGCAGCGGGUGCUGCUUGAUGUCUUGGAUCGGUACUUGGGACAAGCAGUCCUUAAACUGCCAGUGGCGCCGACCGCGGGGCCAAUGAAGUCCUCAUUACCCGUGGUUCUCAACACCUUGAGCGCCAUGAACGACAAGAUUGCGGCGCAGUUCGGGGCGGCCCGGAAAGCUCGGUUGAACGUGGUUUGGCAGGUCUGUGAUGAAAAGCAUCCAGGCCCUGUCCCGGAUUUGAUCCGAAUCGCUGAGAUGGAUGAGGACGCGGCAGACAAGAAAAGCUACCAGUUUCACCUGAAGUUAGUGAACGUCAAGUUACGCAGGGCGACUGAAGGUCCCCGGCGUUUGGCCGUGUGCCUACGGCUCAUUAAGCCGGAUGGAGGGGUGAGCAAAGCCUCACCGGUCCAGUACUCCCCACAGGCCUGGUGCUGUCCGGAGAAGCGGGUUCAAGAGAAUCUGGAGGAGCUCAUGACGCGUCCGCCGCCCGUCGAUCCGGAUGAGGAGUGCACGACAGCUGUGUGGCAUGAGGAUAGACGCCUUGGAUGGAUGAUGCCCACUUGGGUGUUGAGGGAGAGCCACCUUCAACUGCUGAGCUAUACGAUAGAAGCUCAGCUUUUGAUGUACAACAGCCCACCUCCAAAGGAGGCGAGCACCAAGAAGUUUCGCUUUUUUCGGCACUCUAACCUGGGCGGACAGCAGGAAGAGAAGCCAACGAAGCUUGGUGUUUGGCGAGAGUCCCUAGGAGAUCUCCUUGACUCCAUUGAGCAAGCCGAUGAAGGGAUCGUUUGCGAGGCACCGCUGAACUCCUCGGGCUCCGAGGUGGCCACGCUGCGAAUGGAGAUCGAUGUCUCUUCGUCCCACUCGCACCGCCUGCCGGCCCACUUGGUGGGCAAAGACAUCACGGACUGGCCGCUGGAAAAGGCGCCGUUACGUCGGGGAAGCCCUGCCAAGGAGGUGAUGCACAACAAGGUGCAGUACUACGUCACCGUCAUGGUGGAUGGACUCCCAAACCAUGAGAUGUGUUUGCCUUACGUGCGGGUCUCCAUGAGUUCUUCCUCGGAGUGCACGGAGGCGAAGACCGAACAUUCCGUGAGCAACGUGACGUUUGAUAAAGCCUUGGUGAUCCAAAGUACAUUGAUCCAACGCAAGGCAAAAAUAGAGAUUCUCAACAAGGCAACGGGCAGUGUUUUCAAUGAAGACAAAGUCAUUGGCGAGGGCGUCAUCUAUGACUUGGAGCCAGACAAGGACUACUGGAUACAUUGCUAUGGAGGUGCCGCGGAGCCAACUUAUCCUGAUGUGGCCCUUCAGAUGACCAAAGGUGCGGUGAAGCCUGCCUCUACCUAUAGUGCUUCUUUGGCCAUCAAGUUCGGGACCAAGAUGGCCUCUAAAAGCUAUUUCGAAUCAAUGAAGAAGAUGAGAAAGCCUCACAGGUUGAGAGUGCGCUUCUAUUCGGGAGUGAAUCUCAACUCCUAUGCAAAUCAGAAGGUGAAGGUGAUCGUGAAGGUUCCGGGCUGCCGGCUACCCGACGAAGCUGGUGCUCAAGAGAUCCUCCGAAACCUCCAGGAGCUGGAAUCCCUUUCUUCCACGGAUCGCCCGAAGUCACCACACUCGCAGAUGCGGCGCAAGGCGCUCCUGGAGAGGGUGCCGCCCCCGGAGCGCUUCAACAGCAACCUCUUAAGCUUCCCCGCCGAGGUGGACGCUCAGGGUUUGCUUCACUUCACCGAGCGCGAGCAACGGCUCAGCUGGGUGGAGCGCGCCACCCCAGCUGCGUGGCCCUUGGAAGUGCCGCCCAAUGUGCAGUUUGCUGACUUCUACAUCGUGGCGGUGGGCGAGGAGACCGAACCGCCUCGCGUCUUUGGCCGCUUGCGGAUGUUCGCGAAGGCCUUGGACACUGUCGCGCCCAAGUGGAAACAACUCCACUUCGACACCUCCGUGGUGGCCCUCCCAGAGGCAUAUUUCAAGUCCAACCUUGCGGGUUUUGUCUUGGGCUCUGCCAGCUUGAUGCCGGAGACAGGCACGAAGCCGUCUAAUCAUCGGAAUUCUUGGAGCUUUUGGAGUGCAGAGUCUCCCUUGCUUCCAUCAGCGCAGAAGGGCAUGUGCUGCGGCACCAAGCAGGUUUUUGAGGCCUCGUCGGGAGAGGAGGUGCGGUUUGAGGUGCAAAAGAAGGAGCUCAUGAAGACGGUCUUUUGCCACGUGGACCUGUUGGCCGCUCGGGAGUUGCCGGCCAUGGAUGAUGAUGGCUUGGUCGAUCCGUCCUACUCCAUCGAGGUCAAGGACCAGACCUUGCUCUAUCCUUCGGGCAUCAUGAAGUCCUUGAGCCCGUCCUUCAUGCACCGCAUCCGCAUUCCAAUCCAGAUGGAGGUAGAGCCGGAGCCCACGGUUGGCCUUCCAAUGAUGGCUUCAGCGGUGCCGUUUCCGCCGAUCAUCGUGAAGAUUCUGGAUCGUGAUGAGAGGAAGGUCCUGGGCCUCAAUGCCGGCGACACCUUUGAGGAGGUGGGGCGGAUCGUCAUCAAACCCUCGCCUGCCAGGACACACUGCAUCGGCCGCUGCGGGGAUCAACGUGUGGAGGUCUAUCCGCUCUUGGGCUAUGCGAAUGAUGAGGACUACGUCUUGGGCAAUCAUGGGUCUCUCUUCGCUUCCAAGAAGCCUGAAAACUUGGACCUCAACAGGCAUCAUGUGGCGAAAUGGUAUGCCUUAGACAAAGCUGCACAGGCUCCCUUUGACACCUCUACCGGUGGAGAAGAAGACUCCUGGCAAAAGAGGCCUCGGGUCCUGGCAGCUGCGAACUACUCCUUCCAGGCCAACCUGCGAGAAGGGCUCACGCAAGGCCCCAACCUGGCAAAGGGGGCGGCUGCUGGCAUCAGCAUCCAUCAGCUGCGAACGCAUCAGAGUUCACGAUUCAAGAUCGACUUUUGCUUGUUGGGCUUGAGGAACUUGCCCUCCACCGUGGUGGACUGCAAACUCUAUGUGAGCUCCUUCUGGGAAGGCGGUGCCAUCGAGCUGGCGAUCGCCUCGGGCGGCUUCCAGAGUCGCAACUUCAACUUCAUGGUGGAUGAGGCUUCCGAAGGUUGGCGCUCCAAUGCUGUGAAUUGGAAGCCCUUCUUGCGGGUGGAUGACGAGAGUGGGACGGAGGAGGCGGCUCUGUGGACGGUGAAGUUGAAGGAUUUCCUGGGCGUGAAGAUCCAGCCGCCUGUCUAUGAAGUCCCUGUGAUCCAGUAUCUCCAGCAGGAGAAGCUAAAACCAGGCAGGUGGACCAUGCACGAGCUGGAUUCGGGGAAAGAGUUUGACCUCUUGGUCCGCUACGAGGGUCAAACCGUCGAGGUGCAGAAGUGGACCGUCUCGGGACAGUUGGAAGAAGUGCGACACCCAGGCCACUUUGACCGGAACAAGCAGGUUUUGAGGUUCACGCUGGAAGACACUGAGUGGAGUGGCCAAGUCACCAGCCUUGGCACUGCCAUGCCUUUGUUGAGGGUGGUGGAUCUCAAAGAUCCCAACAGCCCUUCGCAAUUCUUCAGUGGCACCUGGCACGAGGAAGAUCCCUUUGUGCUCUUGCCAUCCAUCACCAUUCAGCUGAAGAACCCCUCCACGGGGGCGGACCACGGCACCUUGACGGUGGGGCUGAACCAGUUGGGCAUGACUUCACAGACCAUGGCGGCGAGUUGGAUGCAGAUCUGCAACGAGGAGUUGGCAAAGCUGCCAGAGGAGUUGCACCAGUGGAGCUACCAGGGCAAUGAUGGAGGAGUAAGGACCGGAGCCAUUCAGCCCUUGCGAGGCAUCAAGUACAUGGACGAAGCCUACGAGAGCUUCGUGGACGUCUUCGCCAGCCACGGGGGCUUCGUGGACUUUGACGACAACCUCUUCAUCUCUCGAACCCUUCAGGACAAUUGCCUCUUCAAGAUUUGCCCCAACGCGGACAAAGAGGAUGACGCAGAGCUUGAUGGAUCGGUGACUCAGUUCUUCAAUGUCUUUGACUGGGUGGCCGGGGAUCGGCUCCGACUCUCGGAACCCUUCGACGAACGCUUUUGGCCGCAGUUAUGUUGUGGCCCUGGCUACGACAAGGAGCCGCAGUUGGAGGAGCUGCCGCACAUCCCGGACAACUGCAGCGUGGACGAUGCGGACCGCCUCAUCGGCAAGAUCCUUGCUUGGAUGGAUGCGAAAGAAUUCUCGAUCAACCACACGCAUCCGCGGCCGAGUCAUCCGCUGGGACCGGCGAAGCUCUUUGAGAAGUUCUUCCAAAUUCCGAAGGUGGCCUCCUUUGCGGGAAUCAAGAAGCAUGACCUGGAGUCGAUGUCCACCACCAAGCUCCACCGGAAGCUUCGGAAAGUGGGCUGGCGCUUUUCAACCCACCUAGCGGCACCGGAGCUGGUGCCCUCCCAAGUGCCCAGCCGUUCGGUCUUGAAGUUCUUCACGGACAGUCAACUGCAUGUCAACCGGCAUACCUUCAUGGUGCAGGUGGGCCACCAGAUCGGCACGGACCGUGACUCGCGGAUCCUCUGCCGCUUGCGGAUGGAUCUGCCGAAGAACUUUUUGGAGCCACACCGGAAGUUGCUCUUGGAGUGUCGUCAGAUGAUCCACGAUGAAGAGCUGAUGCAGGACAAGUCGGAAAAGACGGUGGUGACCAGCUUUUUGGAGCAGAUGACACGUGGUGGAGGAGUCAUGGGGCAAACCGUCCGGAGCUUGAACAACUUGGUGGAACGCUUGAAGCGUAUUCAGUCAGGCAGCUCCAACUACUUCAUGGUGAAGUUCAAGCAGCCGGGGGUGGUUGUUUGGGCCGCGCCCGAGCAGCAAAAGGCUUGGGACCGGCCUGGCACGCUGCUCUUCGCAGUGAAGCUUCUGCAUCAGCCAGACACCGUGGUACCGGUGGUGGUGCCAUCCUUCGACUUGCGCUACCCGCAGGAGAACUCUUGGAAGGUGCAGAAGACGAUUCACAUGAGGUUUCAUGAUGCCGAGCGGCGCAUCGCAUUGGCCGUUGAGAAGGAGAGGGAAGCGAAGGGAACCGAGAGCAUCCGCCGAAGCCCAGCCGCGCCGGACCUGGAAGCCGAGGUGGCGGAGGAUCUGGAUGACAACCGCGACAUGGCCUCACUGAAUCCAUCUUCUCAUGGGCGGAUGGCCACCAGUGCAGAUGCCUUCAUUUGUCGCCUGAAGCGCAAAGCUGGCGCCUUGCCUUUCGAUCGGGAGCAGAACUCCGAUUGGUACAGACUCGUCUUGGGGGAGAGCUUUCCGGAGCUGAAAGACUUGAGCGCAGGGAACGACGAGUGGGUCAAGGAGGUUUUCUUCUCCAAGUUCAUGAACUUGCAGCGGACUUUGGCCCUUCCAUCAGACACGGGGGAGACGGUCCUGAAGGGCCAUGUGAAGGUCCAGAAGGUGGACGACGAGGAAAAUGAGGGAUACCUAGAUGCCAACGAUUUUGCUGUGGAGAACCUUUGGACGGCCAGCACUUUCUUUGUGUCUUUGACGCUUUGCACAUUCACCAAGCUGGACCACAACGUAGACUGCGCGGAGAUCUAUUUCAAGGUCCGCCUGGGCAACGAGGAGCAACAGACACCAGUGGUGCAAUCCAGCAUCCCUCAGACCAAGAUCAUCGGCGUGUACCACUCCGUGACCUUCGAAACCCAAGUGCCCGGUGCCCACGAGCUCAACGUUCAGGUCUUUGCCAAGGCCGCCCUGGGCUUUGGGGAGCAGCUCAUCGGCGAGUGCGACUUCGACCUCGAGGACCGCUGCCUGGCGAUGAAGUGGAAGGAGUUCCGCUCCAGCACCAACGAGACGUUCUUGAGGAAUCAUUUAUCUCCUCCAACAGCCGGGCGUUUUCACUCCAACACCGAGACCGAGGGGACUUUUGGGCGCCUGCCGUGGACGGUGGUCCAGGCACCGCAGAGGGUGGCCGACGGCCGCGGCGUGGAAGUGAGGCCGUCGCGAGCACCGGGGGCGCGACUACCCUUGGAGAGUAAGGUCAUUUGCAUGAAGGACGCAGACAUGAACGCGGAUUCCAGGGUUGGCUUGCUGCGAUGUGUGCUCGACAUGCAUCCGCAGAAUAUGCCGGAACAGCCACGAACGCAGAUGCCCCACAGCUUCCAGAUUCGUGUGUCCAUCAUCAACGUGGACAACAUCAAGGUCUACAAAGACUUUGGCCAGCGAAAUGACCUCUUUGUUGAGAUGAAGUUCAGGAGCGUGAGUAUGGACGGUACGGAGCAGAGACGCAACGAGAAGACGGACAUCCACGGUUGGGCUCAUGACACGGCCAGCUUCAACCAACGCUUCUUGUUCAACGUCAUGGCGCCCACGGUGAAGUGUGGCCUCGAGUUCUCGCUCAUGGACUUCGAUCGAGGUGUCAGCUCUGCGGACUUGGUCUAUUUCCCCCAGACUUUCUCCUUGGACCACCUGGUGGAUAUGGCCUACGAUGACUGGAGCAACAACAGGGAGCCGGUGGGCCUGGUGGGCGGCAACGUGGUCUUCGACUCCUGGCCGUCCACGAACAUGGUCUUCGAGGGUUGGCAGCGCCGCUGCAGAUGCAUCCGAAGGGCUCAGCAGAAGGGAAGUGCUGCCAAGAUGAACUUGACGGUGGAGAUUCUCCCGUCCGAGCUGGCGGAAGCUGCGCCCGUGACCUCGGGCGUCUUCGCGCCACCCAAGGACCGACUCUCCAUACAGAUGUUGGCCACUAACCCUUUGAAGUCCAUCCGGGUUGUCCUAGGGCCCAAGUUGUUCAACCUGAUCAUCGUUGGCACCUUCUUGGGGUGCUCAAUGGUGACGACCUUUCUGGUCAUCCUGACGAUCUUCCACACACAGCAGAUCGUUCUGGUCCAGUCCACAGGCUGA
Durusdinium trenchii is the source of this 7158-nucleotide messenger RNA. The record is from the annotation of a GenBank genome assembly. Lineage: Eukaryota; Dinophyceae; Suessiales; Symbiodiniaceae.